Harmonia axyridis is the source of this 3562-nucleotide messenger RNA. It is a transcript of the gene kel, whose product is annotated as ring canal kelch homolog. Lineage: Eukaryota; Metazoa; Arthropoda; Insecta; Coleoptera; Coccinellidae. The record is from RefSeq and is a predicted model, not a curated record. Gene Ontology annotation, molecular function: protein binding. The transcript is spliced from 11 exons. Bases 413 to 2251 code for a protein of 612 amino acids.
CGAUAAGAUUCCCGUCUUUUUCUUUAUGAGUUUUGUUUGUUUUCAGUAAAAUAUGUCAGUUUGGCGACGUCGCGCCUUUAUUUGAUGUAUGCCAGUUGUCUACCGUUCUUAAAAAAAUAAACAGUUUAUAAAAUAUUGACAUAAUGAGGGUUUGUUGAUAUGUAAAUAUACUGCUAUACUUUUUUUGUUUUAUUUCAAUAGAUAUUGUAAAAGAUUAACUAGACAAGUUUAAAAAUAACGUUGUUCUUGGUAUGAACUACAAGAUGACCUAGAGAUGAUCGAAGGUUUUUUACUGGAAUAAGUGAGUUGCGUAUAAAUUAGUUCAAUCAAGUUUGAACCUUCGAAGUAAACCGCUAAAACACCUUCAGUUUUGUAUUUGAAUCAUUUGGAUUCAGAUCAAUCUGUACUCAGAAUGGAAGCCAAUAAUGCAAAUAACGCGUGUGACAAUGAUAACGAUGCUAUGGAAACUCAAGGAAGUCGUUUAUUAUUACGAUGUGCUAGUCAAAACUCCUUGGAUGAGAGUUCCCAAAAACAUGUUUCAAGAAUUGGAACUAAAACACGACCACCUUACAGAAAUAAUUACCAUACUCAGAAAGCUUUUGAAGUGAUGAAUGAAAUGAGAAUCCAAAAUCUUCUUUGUGAUGUUACCUUAGUGGCCGAUUCAGUAGAAAUACCUGCCCAUAAAAUGAUUUUGGCUUCCUGUUCCCCAUAUUUCUAUGCAAUGUUCAACAGUUUUGAAGAGAGCAAACAAGACAGGAUAACACUCAAAGAAGUGGAUCAUCAAGCUCUUGUUUUGCUCAUCGAAUAUGCAUACACUUCAGAAGUUUUAGUCACCGAAGAAAAUGUUCAAGCCUUAUUGCCAGCAGCCAAUUUGUUACAACUUAUGGAUGUAAGGGAUGCUUGCUGUGAUUUUUUACAAGCACAGUUGCAUCCGACAAAUUGUUUGGGGAUCAGGGCCUUCGCAGAUAUCCAUGGUUGUUUAGACCUAUUGGCAAACUCUGAGUUGUAUAUUGAACAACAUUUUCCGGAAGUUGUGGAAUGUGAGGAGUUUUUGAGUUUGACACAUCAACAAGUUUCGAAGUUGAUAAGUAGUGAUAGACUGACAGUUCCUUCUGAAGAAAAGGUUUUUGAAUGUGUUAUAGGAUGGGUACAACAUGAUCUGGACAACCGUCGUAAGCAUUUAGCUUCAUUAAUGGAACAUGUUAGACUUCCUCUUCUGUCACAAGACUAUUUGGUACAAAGAGUAGAAGAAGAACCUCUUUUGAAAGUAGACCUUCAGUGUAAAGAUUACCUUAUAGAAGCACUAAAAUAUCAUCUUCUCAAAGGAGAUGGUAAAACUAAUUUCAGAACACCAAGAACUAAACCUAGACAACCUGUUGGACUGCCCAAAGUACUCUUGGUGGUUGGAGGUCAAGCACCUAAAGCCAUCCGAAGUGUCGAAUGCUUCGAUUUCAAAGAAGAAAGAUGGUAUCAAGUUGCUGAAAUGCCUACCAGGAGAUGUCGAGCAGGACUUGCAGUGUUAAACGGCAAAGUAUAUGCAGUAGGCGGAUUCAACGGAUCGCUUAGGGUAAGAACUGUUGAUGUUUAUGAUCCAGUCUUAGACCAAUGGACCAGCUGUGCUAACAUGGAAGCCAGACGAUCCACCUUGGGAGUUGCAGUUCUGAAUGAUCUUAUAUAUGCAGUUGGAGGUUUCGAUGGUUCAGCCGGACUGAACACAGCUGAGGUCUUCGAUACGAAAAAGCAGUCUUGGAAAAUGAUCAGUCCGAUGUCGACGAGAAGGAGCAGCGUAGGUGUUGGUGUUCUCAACAAUCUGCUGUAUGCCGUUGGAGGUUAUGAUGGAGCUUCACGUCAGUGCCUGUGCUCUGUGGAAUGCUAUAAUCCUGAAACUGACACUUGGGUGUGCGUACCAGAUAUGUUGUACAGAAGGAGUGGAGCAGGAGUUGGAGUGUUAGACGGUAUACUUUACGCUGUAGGCGGCCAUGAUGGGCCUCUUGUCAGGAAAUCCGUAGAAGCCUACGACUCGGACAAAGAAACUUGGACACCUGUUGCAGACAUGGCUCUUUGCAGAAGGAAUGCGGGAGUUGUAGCUAUGAACGGACUUCUCUAUGUUGUUGGAGGUGACGAUGGUUGUUGCAAUUUGUCUUCGGUUGAAGUGUACAAUCCGGAAAAAGGUACUUGGACCAUGUUGCCAAGCUGUAUGGGUAUAGGACGCAGUUAUGCUGGAGUGGCUAUCAUCGAUAAAUCCAUAUGAAGGUCACUUGUUGCUGAUGACAGGAGCGUUAGUGCAUGUUCUACGAUGGCAAGGUACGCAAACUAUGAAGAAAACAGUAAUGCAGAAGGUGCUGUAGGUUAUGAUAACCCCCAGGUACUCCUAGAGAACGAUUAUGAACCCUUGCCUAACGAUCCUGACACCAGCAACGCAGAAAAUAUUUACGAAACGAUAGAAGACGUACGCCAACAAAUGCCACAAGUUCCCGAACAACCCAUUUAUAAUCCGAUCUCAGAAGUUGCCAGCUGUAGUACCUAUGGACGAAUUGGAAACGCCUACGGCCGUAUUGACAUCUUAGGUCACGGCAUAGGAAGAAUCGAGCGCCAUCUAUCGUCGUCUUGUGGUAGUAUUGAUAGUAACCAUUAUUAUGCUCUGGAGGGUUUUCAACCGCCUAGAGACGCUACUGGCAGGAUCAGUAAAGUUUCUAUUCAGUGGUUGCUAGCGAACAAAUGGCUACCAUUGUGGAUUGCAAAUACAGACACUGGCAGAGAUUAUCGGAUAAUAGACUUUCUUCUGGCUCAAGGUGAAAAUGAAGAAAUUCAUGAGGGCGUUGAAAAUGAUGCUCAAGAUGAUGGCGACAAUUUGACUCCGCCCCAAGGUGGAGCUGGAAACAGUCCGCCCCCUCCUCCUCCUCCACCUGCCCCUAAUGGUGGCAACAUGCCAAAUCACACCAAUCAGCAAUGAAAAUAUUACUACGGCCAUUUUUAGCUGCUGAUGGAUGAACACGAAUUAUCAACUAUUAAAAUGUUUUUAAAUGCCAAAUAAGGGAUAUUUAACGUCUUCAAUUGAAGACAAAUUACCACAACUAGGAAGAAUAUUUAUUGGUUAGAAUUUAUAAAGAAAAUUAAUGAUCUAUCAAGACGUUCUUAUAGAUUUUUAUAUUUUUUAAGAUGGAUUGUUGAUCAAUUCUUUGGAUUGUUAGAAUGGAUAGAAACUACGAAUUUCUUGGAAUUUUGUGAUAUUUUAUUGAGGAACAAAUACAAUAAUUUUAACUUUUUGUGAUGAAGUACUAUAGUGAUUAUCAUUUUUGUUCGGAUAUACCAGUGAAGAUCUCAAUUUAAAAUUUUUUAUUCAAUCUCGAAUUUUUCUGUAAUUACAAAGCAACGAUUUUAGUUUUAGAGAACUUUCUCACUACUGGGUUAGAUAGUUUACAGAUGGGAGUAGUUAUUAAAGUUUAAGAUAGAAAACUCUGCUUUUGUAUAUAAAUUAUGCUUUGAAAAUGUGAUUAGAUGAUUUUAAGUUGAAAACAGUUUUGAUGUACAUUGGAUAAAAAUAUAAAAUUUAUGGAUGUUU